AUGGCCCGGACGGGUACCAGUACUACUGGCACGACGUCCGGAACGACCAAGAAGUGUUCUCGAUCCGGGCAAGUGGGUGGAGGCAGUUUAAUGGUGUGGGCGCGUAUGAGCCACUAUGGAAAGACCGAGAUCGCGUUCCUUGAGGGAAGGUAUGCCAACGCGAAUGGCACAGAGCUCGAAGCCAAAGUGCAGCGCGAAAACACACAACCCCGUCGAUCUCUGUCAGUGGUGAUCCCAGAAACCAGCAAUGGUCGAGCGCCGCCAGUCAAUUUGGUCAAGCCGGUUGGACACAGGCUUCUUCCUCGGGGUCUUCCACCCAGCAGUGGUCUAGCGGUUCCAGUGGAGAGGGUUCCGGUGCUUCAACAUCUUCAACGGCAUCCAGUCAAUCCGCAAAGCAGGGGCCAAGGGAUUCCAGCCAAUCCACUCAGCAACAGCAGUCGUCAACAGCUUCAAGCCAAUCGGCGCAGCAACAGGCUUCAAGCGGUCCCAGUCAAUCUGCACAACAACAAUCGUCCACUGCUUCAAGCGUGCGAGAACAUCGUGAUCAAGGAUCUGAGCGUCCCUGCCAGCACUACACUCGACUUGACAAAGGUUGCCAAGGGUGCAACGAUCACGUUUGAAGGAACGUCGACAUUCGAGUACGCUGAAUGGGAAGGCCCGCUCGUUCUUCUAACCGGAAUAGAACUAACUGUCAUGUGUCCCGUACCCGGGAACGGAGGGGUCAUUCCAGGAGCUCUGCCUCCCGUCGGGAUGACUCGAGACCCUGGGAAUCACUCCUCGCCCCGCCGUCCCGUCAGAAUGGUUCCCGUUGAACCCAACAACGCACGUGCCCCUGACCGAGCCCGUUAG
Molecule: messenger RNA, 849 nt
Organism: Phytophthora infestans T30-4
Lineage: Eukaryota; Oomycota; Peronosporomycetes; Peronosporales; Peronosporaceae
Exons: 4
Coding region: 1-849 (282 amino acids)
Biological process (GO): pectin catabolic process
Cellular component (GO): extracellular region
Molecular function (GO): polygalacturonase activity
Source: RefSeq, a predicted model, not a curated record